Messenger RNA from Colletotrichum karsti, 2721 nucleotides. Its product is annotated as isochorismatase. Gene Ontology annotation, cellular component: nucleus. The record is from RefSeq and is a predicted model, not a curated record. The transcript has a single exon. Gene Ontology annotation, biological process: DNA alkylation repair; DNA repair. NCBI's taxonomy places the organism in Eukaryota, Fungi, Ascomycota, Sordariomycetes, Glomerellales, Glomerellaceae. Bases 1 to 2721 code for a protein of 906 amino acids. Gene Ontology annotation, molecular function: dioxygenase activity.
AUGUUCACCUUUGAUCGCAACGCUCUACCACAGUUGCCGACCCGGAAGGGCUUGCUUGUCAUCGAUUUUCAGAACGACUUCCUUUCUGCUGACGGCGCCUUGCCAGUCCAGGAGCCCAAUGAACUCGUGUCCCGCACUCUCGAGCUGGUCAAGGCGUUUCGCAAAGUUGGCGAAGUCAUCUGGGUGUGUUCCGAAUUCGACAAGCCUCGCCAAUCCGCACUCGAAAAGAUUCUGGCCACCGAUGUUAUGCCAAAGCCAACCAGCCUGGCCUCUCGUGUCCGCCGCCGAGGUGCCGCCGCUGAAUCGGAGAUAGACGAGGGAGCCAUCGCCGACGCCGAUCCCGAGGCCUUCCUCGGCCAGCCCGGCCCACCGGUCGUUCGGUCCGCCACCCCCGGAGCACAGUUUCCCGCCGCCGUCAAGAAAGCCAUCGCUCCUCGGGAUGUGACUUUCAUCAAGUCUCAUUACUCGGCCUUUAAAUCAGGCCAGUUAUUGCAGAUGCUACGCGUCAAAUUCGUGACCGACAUCUUUCUCUGCGGCUCUCUCACCAAUAUCGGAGUCCACGCCACGGCUGUUGAUGCCGCGAAGUACGCAUACAAAAUUACUCUUGUAGAGAAUUGUUGUGGAUUUAGAUCCGAUCUUCGCCAGAACAAUGCAGUACAGAGUCUUCUCGACGUCACCGGCUGCGAAGUUGAGGAUAGCCAGGCUGUCAUCGAACGCCUUCAGCCUAAGAAUGCGUCAGCUUCACGGACAUCCACUCCAGCCUCACCGGUUGUUCCCAAAAGAAUUAACGAGCCGAAUGACGGCAAGCCGCCGCCGCCUGCCGGUGACACCGCACACCCCAAGUCAAUCGAGGAUCAGAUGGCUGCACUGAACCUUGACAGUAUUGGAUCACCAUCAGCUGCAAAGCCUAAGUUGCGUUCAUCCACGGUAGAUUCGGACUGUGCAACCAUCUCCGAUGUUCUGGAGGUCGACCCUGAUGCACAGCCGCCACAAACAUCACCCAAGGCCAACGAUGACUCACCCGCCAAAGAAGCUUCUCGCAGCCAUCCCGAGAACACGCAAACCGAGCCUGCUCUGCCAACGGAGAAAGUUUCUGUUCAACCUCAAAUACUUGAGGCUGCCACUGAUGACAAAAACCCCACGCCCGACACAGAACCACAAUCUGAACUGAAAGCAACUCCGGAAAACACAGAGGCAACGAUGGACGGCAAGAAAGACACAGCAGGAAGCUCCCCGCAAACUUCCGAACCACUUUGCGAGGGCGACACUACUGUCAUUUACAACGUUCUCCCUGAGCCUCUUGCCGAGGGUAUAUUCGAGAAAAUCAAAGAUGAGGUCAACUGGCAGAGAAUGUCACACCAGGGUGGAGAAGUCCCGCGUCUGGUAGCCGUUCAGGGCGACGUCGCCUCCGACGGAAGCAUGCCGGUGUACCGCCACCCAUCUGACGAGUCGCCUCCUCUACUUCCUUUCUCACCGACGGUGCUGGAAAUCAAGGCAGAGGUCGAGAAACAACUCGGUCAUCCGCUUAACCAUGCCCUGAUCCAGUUCUACCGUGGUGGCACUGACUACAUCUCCGAGCAUAGUGACAAGACCCUGGAUAUUGUCAAGGGAUCUUACAUUGCCAAUGUCAGUCUAGGUGCGGAACGAACGAUGGUAUUGAGGACCAAGAGACGGGAUAAGGACCCGUCCAGCACUGAGACGCCGUCUGGGGCAGACUCAAAGCAGCGCAAAAUCGAACGCGCGAAGCUACCACACAAUUCAUUGUGCCGUAUGGGGCUUGAGACAAACAUGCGCUGGCUGCACGCUAUCAGACAGGACAAGAGGAUGGAUCGGGAGAAGACUCCCGCCGAACUGGCCUUUUCCGGCGGGCGUAUUUCUCUAACCUUCCGACACAUCGGCACCUUCUUGGAUCGCGAUAGCACCAUGAUCUGGGGCCAGGGGGCCACUGGCAAGUCCCAGGAUCAGGCCCAUCCUACUAUCAACGGCCAGACCCCCGAGGCCGUGGGGAUGCUGCAAGCCUUUGGCACGGAAAAUCACUCGACAACUUUUGACUGGGACCACUACUACGGCAAGGGAUUCGACGUUCUUCACAUGAAUCACUCGCCGCGUCUCUGUAUGUCAGUGGAUCCUGUUGUCAAUAUGCGCAUUGCCUUGAUGUUAGCAGAGCACGGCAUCUCCUACGCCAAGGGCAGUAUGUCACCAUCCUCGGAAGGGAAAGACGGAAAGACUAGUGCCAACGGUGGUUCCGCGAUACCAGAAAGCCAGCCAGUCAAGUUCAUCGACAACGACGCAGCCAAGUCAGUUGUCCAGGGCGACCUGGCAAUCAUGUUGUACCUGGAUGGUGUUCAUGGUUCUACAAAGAGCAAAUCACAGCUUGAACUGGCAACAGUGUUCACUCGUUUCCAGCAGGGCCUUGCAUUGCUCGACAAGUGGCGACGCCUUGAGAAGGACGACGAGGGAAAUCGCGACUUGAAGCCUAUUAAGAAAGAGCUGCAGGCAUGGGGCGGCUACGCUGAGGAAGCGGACUUCAUCGCCGGGAAGAAGGCUUCAUUGGCCGACUUUGCCGUUUGGCCAGUAUUGCACGCCAUUGUCAAAGAGUGUGGCAUCGAGUCCCUGUCUUUGAACGACAAACUGAAAGAGUACUACGAAAAGAUCAGAAACAGGGAUUCGACCGCCAGAGUUUUAGGCGCGGGUAAGCCUGAUGACGCCGAAACUGCGUGA